AUGUCCCUCGACAACUACCACAAACUCGAGAAAAUCGGUGAAGGUGCGCACAAUCCUCUGCUUGUUGCUACAGACGUUCAUCCGCUGACUUGCGCUAUCUCUUCUCCCUUCCCGUCAACCCUGGAAAAAUCGCUCCUAAAAGGUACCUACGGUGUCGUCUACAAGGCCAAAGACAUCAACACCGGCGGCAUCGUCGCCCUCAAGAAGAUUAGAUUGGAAGCAGAGGAUGAGGGUGUACCCAGUACCUCCAUCCGAGAGAUCAGUCUGUUGAAGGAGCUGAGUAAAGAUGACAACAUUGUCAAGCUGUUGGAUAUUGUGCACUCAGAGGCCAAGCUGUACCUCGUGUUCGAGUUCCUCGACAUGGACCUGAAAAAGUACAUGGACUCUCUCGGCGAGAAGGACGGUCUCGGACCGGACAUGGUCAAGAAAUUCUCCUACCAACUCAUCAAAGGAAUCUACUUUUGCCACGGCCACCGUAUCCUUCACCGUGAUCUCAAACCCCAAAAUUUGUUGAUCAACAAGGGUGGAGAUCUCAAGAUCGCUGAUUUCGGUCUCGCUAGAGCUUUCGGUAUCCCUUUGCGUACUUAUACCCACGAGGUUGUGACGCUCUGGUACCGAGCGCCCGAGGUGCUUCUUGGUUCCAGACAUUACUCUACUGCUAUCGACAUGUGGUCUGUCGGAUGUAUUGUCGCGGAAAUGGCCACCCGUCAACCCCUCUUCCCCGGUGACUCUGAAAUCGACGAGAUCUUCCGUAUUUUCCGAGUCCUUGGUACACCAGAUGAAGACGUCUGGCCCGGCGUGCGAUCCCUUCCCGACUACAAGCCCACUUUCCCUCAGUGGAGCCCUAUCAACUUGGGUGAUGUGGUCAAGGGUCUCGAUGCGGACGGUAUGGACUUGGUGGCGCAAACUUUGGUGUUUGACCCCGCUCAUAGGAUCUCUGCCAAGCGAGCUCUCCGACACCCCUACUUUGACACUGUCAACCUCGCCGCCGCCUAA
Cryptococcus wingfieldii CBS 7118 is the source of this 996-nucleotide messenger RNA. RefSeq names its product CMGC/CDK/CDC2 protein kinase. Gene Ontology annotation, molecular function: cyclin binding; ATP binding; cyclin-dependent protein serine/threonine kinase activity. Bases 1 to 996 code for a protein of 331 amino acids. NCBI's taxonomy places the organism in Eukaryota, Fungi, Basidiomycota, Tremellomycetes, Tremellales, Cryptococcaceae. Gene Ontology annotation, cellular component: cytoplasm; nucleus; cyclin-dependent protein kinase holoenzyme complex. The record is from RefSeq and is a predicted model, not a curated record. Gene Ontology annotation, biological process: regulation of G2/M transition of mitotic cell cycle; regulation of gene expression; signal transduction. The transcript has 6 exons.